AUGAUUGCAUACGCCCUACAUGAGAAUCCCCCUGCCGCAAAGCCUUAUCCUGCCCUGGAUGAGGCCGUGGUCCAUUUGCUGAUUACAGGCAAGUUUUCUGAGGAGCUCUCACGACAAGACGUCCAAAUGCAGAGGAAGGAUCCCGCCACAGAAGCUUCUACGCGUGAGGCGUGGCGACCUUUCAGUACUGAAGUGGCCACUGAGGAGGCUCUUGCGAACCUAAGGGAAUAG
This is a messenger RNA of Penicillium argentinense, 231 nucleotides long. RefSeq lists its product as uncharacterized. The record is from RefSeq and is a predicted model, not a curated record. The coding region runs from base 1 to 231 and encodes 76 amino acids. Lineage: Eukaryota; Fungi; Ascomycota; Eurotiomycetes; Eurotiales; Aspergillaceae. The transcript has a single exon.